GCUACGCAUUGUGUCUCUAAAAUAAUAACUUCCGACAUUACUAAAUUUAUGACAAAUAAAUGACAUAAAUAUCUCUUUAUACUUUACAGAUCGGCAGUUAUGCGGGAUUCGCCAUUAUUUUUAUCUGUCAAACUAUGGAACUAAUCGUAUUUCCUGAUAUAUUCGACGGAAUCGGAUGGCAAUUUUACGUUGCACUAUUUACUUUGCCCAGUUUGGGUUUGCUUCUUGGUUACGGUCUGGCUGCACUUUUCAGACAACCAAGUUGUGUAAGAAAAACGAUCGCCAUCGAAUGCAGCAUUCAGAAUAUUGGCACGGCCCUUACUGUUAUUUCUUUAUCAUUUCCUCUCAAGCUUCAAAAAGAUAUCCUUGCUUUCCCCUGGCUUUAUUCCAUACCGUUAUUGACAACUGUGACGGUAUGUUGCGCUUCGUAUCAAAUAUAUAAACGUAACUGCUUGAAGAAAACAGAUGACAACGAUGAUUUCGAGAAAAAGAAUGGUUAG
This is a messenger RNA of Centruroides sculpturatus (bark scorpion), 500 nucleotides long. Its product is annotated as sodium/bile acid cotransporter-like. Gene Ontology annotation, molecular function: bile acid:sodium symporter activity. The record is from RefSeq and is a predicted model, not a curated record. Gene Ontology annotation, biological process: bile acid and bile salt transport. The transcript is spliced from 2 exons. The coding region runs from base 135 to 500 and encodes 121 amino acids. Lineage: Eukaryota; Metazoa; Arthropoda; Arachnida; Scorpiones; Buthidae.